Canis lupus familiaris (dog) is the source of this 6636-nucleotide messenger RNA. RefSeq names its product leucine rich repeat containing 7 (gene LRRC7). Gene Ontology annotation, molecular function: protein binding. NCBI's taxonomy places the organism in Eukaryota, Metazoa, Chordata, Mammalia, Carnivora, Canidae. The record is from RefSeq and is a predicted model, not a curated record. Gene Ontology annotation, biological process: neurotransmitter receptor transport, endosome to postsynaptic membrane; neurotransmitter receptor transport postsynaptic membrane to endosome. Gene Ontology annotation, cellular component: postsynaptic membrane; postsynaptic density; adherens junction. The transcript is spliced from 27 exons. Bases 106 to 4833 code for a protein of 1575 amino acids.
CCCCCGCGCCCGCGGCGCUGCGGACCCCGAGCACCCUCAGCAACCAGCCCGGGCGGCGGCACGACUCGCUCUCGCCAACCUCAUGGGCAGUGGCUCCCGCCGGCGAUGAUGGAGAACCUAAUAAGGGGAAGGAAUCCCCCACAAUAUCAGAGAAGUCCUUGUAAAGAAGUUCGUGCAGCACUUCGGAAGAGGCCUGAAGAAGAGUUGCAGUGCCUGGAGAUGACCACCAAACGGAAAAUUAUCGGCCGACUGGUGCCGUGCCGAUGUUUCCGAGGUGAAGAAGAAAUCAUCUCAGUUUUAGACUACUCCCACUGCAGUCUUCAGCAGGUGCCAAAGGAGGUCUUUAACUUUGAGCGGACAUUAGAGGAGCUUUAUCUAGAUGCCAAUCAAAUUGAAGAGCUACCCAAGCAAUUGUUCAACUGUCAAGCUCUAAGAAAACUAAGUAUUCCUGAUAAUGACCUUUCAAAUCUGCCAACCACUAUUGCUAGUUUAGUUAAUCUUAAAGAACUCGACAUCAGUAAAAAUGGUGUACAAGAAUUUCCAGAAAACAUUAAGUGCUGUAAGUGUUUAACAAUUAUUGAAGCCAGUGUCAAUCCCAUUUCUAAACUCCCUGAUGGCUUCACGCAGCUUCUAAAUCUGACCCAGCUCUACCUGAAUGACGCCUUUCUUGAAUUUCUUCCAGCCAAUUUUGGAAGACUUGUCAAAUUGCGGAUCUUGGAGUUAAGAGAAAAUCAUUUGAAAACUCUACCAAAGUCAAUGCACAAACUGGCCCAGUUGGAAAGACUUGACCUAGGCAAUAAUGAAUUCAGUGAGCUGCCUGAAGUUCUGGAUCAGAUACAAAAUUUAAGGGAGUUGUGGAUGGAUAAUAAUGCAUUGCAAGUGCUACCUGGGUCUAUAGGGAAGUUAAAGAUGUUGGUAUACCUGGAUAUGUCAAAAAACAGAAUAGAAACGGUUGACAUGGAAAUUUCUGGAUGUGAAGCCCUUGAGGACCUCUUACUGUCAUCCAAUAUGUUGCAACAGUUGCCUGACUCUAUAGGACUGUUGAAAAAACUAACUACUCUCAAAGUAGAUGACAAUCAACUUACAAUUCUACCCAACACGAUCGGAAAUUUAUCUUUAUUAGAAGAAUUUGACUGUAGCUGUAAUGAACUGGAGUCUCUGCCUUCUACUAUUGGCUACCUUCAUAGUCUUCGAACAUUAGCAGUCGAUGAGAAUUUCCUUCCAGAAUUACCCAGAGAAAUUGGAAGCUGUAAGAAUGUAACAGUUAUGUCUCUACGUUCCAAUAAACUGGAAUUUCUUCCUGAAGAGAUUGGACAGAUGCAGAAACUAAGAGUCUUAAAUUUGAGUGACAACAGAUUGAAGAAUUUACCAUUCUCAUUUACCAAACUUAAAGAGCUUGCAGCUUUAUGGCUUUCUGACAAUCAGUCCAAAGCCCUUAUCCCUUUACAAACUGAAGCCCAUCCAGAAACAAAGCAAAGAGUAUUGACUAACUAUAUGUUUCCCCAGCAACCUCGUGGUGAUGAAGAUUUCCAGUCAGACAGUGACAGCUUUAACCCUACACUGUGGGAAGAGCAGAGACAACAACGCAUGACUGUUGCCUUUGAAUUUGAAGAAAAAAAGGAAGAUGACGAAAAUGCUGGGAAAGUUAAGGAUCACUCCUGCCAAGCCCCCUGGGAAAGGGGCCAGCGUGGGAUUACUCUCCAACCUGCCAGACUGUCUGGCGAUUGCUGCACACCAUGGGCCAGGUGUGAUCAGCAGAUCCAAGAUAUGCCCGUCCCCCAGAAUGACCCACAGCUGGCAUGGGGUUGUAUAAGUGGCCUCCAGCAGGAAAGGAGCAUGUGUACUCCAUUGCCAGUUGCAGCACAAUCCACCACUCUUCCCUCUCUAAGUGGCAGACAGGUUGAAAUAAACCUAAAACGAUAUCCAACUCCUUACCCAGAGGAUUUAAAGAAUAUGGUAAAAUCUGUUCAAAAUCUGGUGGGUAAGCCAACCCAUGGAGUGCGUGUUGAGAAUUCAAAUCCAACUGCUAACACGGAGCAAACUGUGAAAGAAAAAUAUGAACACAAGUGGCCUGUAGCCCCAAAGGAGAUUACAGUGGAGGAUUCUUUUGUUCAUCCAGCUAAUGAAAUGAGGAUUGGGGAACUUCACCCUUCAUUAGCUGAGACCCCUCUGUACCCACCCAAACUUGUUCUGCUAGGGAAGGACAAAAAAGAAUCAACUGAUGAGUCUGAAGUUGACAAAACUCACUGUCUGAAUAACAGUGUUUCCUCAGGCACUUACUCAGACUACUCGCCUUCCCAGGCUUCCUCAGGAUCCUCUAACACCCGGGUUAAAGUGGGGUCCUUGCAGACAACAACUAAAGAUGCAGUACAUAAUUCUUUAUGGGGUAACAGGAUUGCACCGUCUUUCCCACAGCCUCUUGAUUCGAAGCCAUUACUCAGCCAGCGGGAGGCUGUCCCCCCGGGGAACCUACCACAGCGUCCUGACCGGCUGCCCAUGAGUGACGCCUUCACCGACAACUGGCCUGACGGUUCCCAUUAUGACAACACGGGCUUUGUCGCAGAGGAGGCCACGGGCGAGAACGCCAACAGCAAUCCUCUCUUGAGUUCGAAAUCCAGAAGCACGUCUUCCCACGGACGCAGGCCUCUGAUUAGGCAGGAGAGGAUUGUCGGCGUGCCCCUGGAGCUGGAGCAGUCCACACACAGACACACACCAGAAACAGAAGUGCCUCCUUCCAACCCUUGGCAGAACUGGACUAGAACCCCUAGUCCUUUUGAAGAUAGGACCGCUUUCCCCUCCAAAUUGGAGACCACCCCCACCACCAGCCCAUUGCCCGAGAGGAAAGAACACCUAAAAGAGCCCGCUGAGCUACCCGGUCCGUUCUCUCCGGGGGUGCCGUGGGAGUAUCACGACUCCAACCCCAACAGGAGUCUUGGCAACGUCUUCUCUCAGAUCCACUGCCGCCCCGAGUCUUCCAAAGGCGUCAUCUCCAUUAGCAAAAGCACAGAGAGGCUCUCCCCGCUGAUGAAGGAUAUCAAGUCCAAUAAGUUCAAGAAGUCGCAGAGUAUCGAUGAGAUUGACAUCGGUACGUACAAGGUGUACAACAUCCCCUUGGAAAACUAUGCUUCCGGGAGCGACCACCUGGGGAGCCACGAACGGCCGGACAAACUGUUGGGGCCGGAGCACGGUAUGUCCAGCAUGUCGCGAAGCCAGUCGGUCCCCAUGCUGGACGACGAGAUGCUCACGUACGGCAGCAGUAAAGGGCCCCAACAGCAGAAAGCUUCCAUGACUAAGAAAGUCUAUCAGUUUGACCAAAGCUUCAACCCCCAAGGGGCGGUGGAAGUGAAGGCCGAGAAGAGGGUACCGCCCCCCUUCCAACACAAUUCUGAGUACGUGCAACAGCCCAGCAAAAACGUGGCCAAGGACCUGGUCAGUCCCAGAGCCUACAGAGGAUACCCACCGAUGGAGCAGAUGUUCUCCUUCUCCCAGCCGUCUGUCAGCGAGGACGCUGUGGCGAACGCCCAGUUCGCGAGCCAGGGCGCCAGGGCGGGCUUCUUGAGGAGGGCCGACUCCCUGGCCAGCUCCACAGAAAUGGCCAUGUUCCGCCGGGUCAGUGAACCUCAGGAGCUGCCUCCGCCUGAGAGGUACGGCAGGCCCCCGUAUAGGGGAGGGCUGGAUCGCCAAAGCAGCGUUUCAGUGACUGAGUCCCAGUUCCUGAAAAGGAAUGGCAGGUACGAAGAUGAACACCCUUCAUAUCAAGAAGUGAAAGCUCAGGCGGGAAGUUUUCCGGUUAAAAACCUUACCCAGAGGAGGCCGUUGUCUGCGAGAAGCUACAGUACAGAGAGUUACGGUGCCUCCCAAACCAGGCCAGUCUCAGCUAGGCCUACUAUGGCAGCUCUUUUGGAAAAAAUACCAUCUGACUAUAACUUGGGUAACUAUGGUGACAAGCCAUCAGAUAACAGUGAUAUAAAGACGAGGCCCACUCCUGUGAAGGGAGAGGAGAGCUGUGGUAAAAUGCCUGCAGACUGGAGACAACAGCUGCUUAGACAUAUAGAAGCUAGAAGGUUAGACAGGAAUGCUGCUUACAAACACAACACAGUUAACCUUGGCAUGCUGCCCUAUGGAGGUAUUUCAGCAAUGCAUGCAGGCAGAAGCAUGACUUUAAACUUGCAGACUAAGUCUAAAUUUGAUCUCCAAGAACUACCUCUCCAGAAAACCCCGUCCCAGCAAAGCAACAUUUUAGACAAUGGACAAGAAGAUGUAUCUCCUAGUGGCCAAUGGAAUCCUUAUCCUCUUGGGAGGCGGGAUGUACCUCCGGACACCAUUACUAAAAAGGCAGGUAGCCACAUCCAGACUUUGAUGGGGUCCCAAAGCCUUCAGCAUCGUAGCCGGGAGCAGCAGCCAUAUGAGGGAAAUAUAAACAAAGUGACCAUCCAGCAAUUUCAGUCACCAUUGCCUAUUCAGAUCCCCUCUUCACAGGCCACCCGGGGACCUCAGCCUGGACGGUGCUUAAUUCAAACUAAAGGGCAAAGAAGUAUGGAUGGAUAUCCGGAGCAGUUUUGUGUGAGAAUAGAAAAGAAUCCUGGCCUUGGAUUUAGUAUCAGUGGUGGAAUUAGCGGACAAGGAAAUCCAUUUAAACCUUCUGACAAGGGUAUCUUUGUUACUAGGGUUCAGCCUGAUGGACCAGCAUCCAACCUGCUGCAGCCUGGUGAUAAGAUCCUUCAGGCAAAUGGACAUAGUUUUGUACAUAUGGAACAUGAAAAAGCUGUAUUACUACUGAAGAGUUUCCAGAAUACAGUAGACCUAGUUAUUCAACGUGAGCUUACUGUCUAAAUAUUUUUUAUAAAUAGUGAAGAUACGUCUAGCCAGACCUAAUGUUCAAAAAUAAAUUUAUACAUAGAAACAAAUUUUGCCAAUUGCUGGACCAAUGGCAAACAUUAGUGCCAAAUGUAUAAUACUAUAUGUUAGCACUGAUCAUCCUUAAAAAUGUUAACUAUAUAAAUAUGAUGUUCAUGUGGUUAUGUAUUAGUUUUAAUUGUCAGCCUCUGGCUGUGCAUUGGUGCAGUUUUGUUUUUGUUUUUGUUUUGUUUUUUUUUAAUCAAAUAAGUUUCUUCUCGAAGUGGAUUUCAUAUAAUUUCGGAGCACGGAAGCACAUACAAGCUCUUUACGAAUUCUGCUCUCCAUCAGAAACACUGCCUCAAAGUUGUAUAUGCCUUUAUAUAGAAAAUACGAAUAUAAAGAAUUGUAAUUCCCAUUAAAUAUUUCUAGCACAGGUAUAUGUUGGCAUAUAUACAAAAAGAAUAUAGAGAAAACAAUAUUUUCAUAAACUAAACAUCUCGGAUUGAGAAAGAAACUAUAUCUUAAAAUAAGACUUUACUAUAUUGAAUCUUUUUCAAUAAAAAUUACAUGAUAAUGCCUUAUGAAAGUAACUGUACAUAUGGUAUAAAGUGUUUAUACUUGGUUCCAUAUUCAUUUGCUAAAUUCUCAUUAACACAGAGUGAAAUAUUUCAUAAAUUAGCCAUUUAUCUCUGGGACCGGAAUAAAAAUAGGACAAAUUAAUUUGUUCAAUGCCUUUAGCUAAUUAUAACACACACAGAAUUAAGAAACAGACUAAAGGUCAUUAUAGAUAAAUCCUUUUCACCACAAAUUUAUGCAGUGAAUGAUGGGUGGCAGGAAAGAUAUUGCUUUAUUUCUUUCAAGUUUAUGUUGAUUAUAAACUGUAGCCCCUGUGCUUUCCUUACUUGUAAAUGUGGAAUUUAUUUGUGUGUUGCUUUAUCUAAUUUGCUACUUUUAAAUAAUUUAAAAUGAGUUUUGGAGAUUGAUAAAAUUUAUCAUUAAGAAAGACCGCUGUUAGAAAGUUAUGGUGGAUGAUUAAAAAACUUUGGUAUUUAAAUAUGAAACUUCAAAUAUAAUUUCUCAGAGCUGUGGUCCCACUGUAUUUAUUAAUGUCAGUGCCUGUUUUUGUGGGCAAAAAUAGGGAAAAUACUUUUUUUCCAAAAAAGUUUCAAAGUAUACAAUCCUGGGUUCUGUCUCACUGGAAAGACAAGCAUAGUCGAUACAGAAUUCGUUAUUUUUACAUUAGAAUUGUUUUCCUCUAUAAAUGAUCAAAAUCCAUUUUAUAAUUCUUUAAAAUAUUUCUUUUAUAUAUUAGUCAUUACUAUGAUUAAAAUAUUAAUUUGGAAUUUCAGAAUAAUUUCCCAGAGUUGGGUGUAUGCAUGCUCUCUCAUAUUUCCACAUAGCUCAUUAUAUACAUAUAUAUACAUAUAUGUAUACAUAUAUAUGUAUAUAUAUAAAAUGAAUUUAGUUUACAUGCUAGUGUUUCAAGUAUUCUAUUAGGAUUUUCACAAUAGUAUCAUGUAUUGAUGUCACCAAAGCUCUGAGAGUAAUAUUUGUAAGUUAACUGUUUUAUGGGGACAUUGAAAAUACUGUAUUUUUGUAGGGUCUAUUAAAAUGAGUGUCACUUAUUAGAAGUACAGUGGUAUUUUUUGGCAAUAGAAUUUGUCACUUGAAGGCAAAUGAUACUUCACUUUAUAGAUGAUGCACUAAUUUUGAUGUUGCUUUACGUCAGGGUGACAUUAUACCAUGAUUUUAUAGGGUUUGACAUUUAGCAAAUGAUUAAAUGAUUGGCCUAUUUAA